Molecule: messenger RNA, 1276 nt
Organism: Nannospalax galili (Upper Galilee mountains blind mole rat)
Lineage: Eukaryota; Metazoa; Chordata; Mammalia; Rodentia; Spalacidae
Gene: Degs2
Product: delta 4-desaturase, sphingolipid 2
Exons: 3
Coding region: 21-992 (323 amino acids)
Biological process (GO): sphinganine metabolic process; ceramide biosynthetic process
Cellular component (GO): membrane
Molecular function (GO): sphingolipid delta-4 desaturase activity
Source: RefSeq, a predicted model, not a curated record
CAGCUCAGUGCGCUCCCACCAUGGGCAACAGCGCGGGUCGCAGCGACUUCGAGUGGGUCUACAGCGACCAGCCACACACGCAGCGGCGCAAGGAGAUGCUGGCCAAGUACCCGGCCAUCAAGGCCCUGAUGCGGCCUGACCCUCACCUCAAAUGGACUGUGCUGGGAAUGGUCUUGGUCCAGCUGCUGGCCUGCUGGUUGGUGUGUGGGCUCACUUGGCGCUGGCUGCUGUUCUGGGCCUAUGCCUUCGGGGGCUGUGUCAACCACUCCCUGACGUUGGCUAUCCACGACAUCUCACACAAUACAGCCUUUGGCACAGGCUAUGCUGCCUGCAACCGCUGGUUUGCUAUCUUCGCCAACUUGCCCAUUGGCCUGCCGUAUUCAGCAUCCUUCAAAAAGUACCAUGUGGACCACCACCGAUACCUGGGCGGCGAUGGGCUGGAUGUGGACAUUCCCACGAACUUUGAGGGUUGGCUCUUCUGCACACCUGCCCGCAAGCUAAUCUGGCUGGUGCUACAGCCAUUCUUCUAUGCACUGCGGCCGCUCUGUGUGCACCCCAAGGCAGUGACCCGCAUGGAGAUGCUGAACACCCUGGUGCAGCUGGCCUUUGACGUUGUCAUCUUUGCCCUUUGGGGGAUCAAACCUCUGGUCUACCUUCUGGCUAGCUCCCUCCUGGGCCUGGGCUUGCACCCCAUCUCUGGCCACUUUGUUGCUGAGCACUAUAUGUUCCUGAAGGGCCAUGAGACUUACUCUUACUAUGGGCCCCUCAACUGGAUCACCUUCAAUGUCGGCUACCACAUGGAGCAUCAUGACUUCCCCAGCAUCCCUGGCUGCAACUUACCACUGGUAAGGAAGAUUGCACCUGAGUAUUAUGACCACCUACCACAGCACUACUCCUGGGUGAAGGUGCUCUGGGACUUUGUGUUUGAGGACUCUCUGGGCCCCUACGCCAGGAUCAAGCGCAAGUGUAAGGUGGCAGAGGGCCACCUGUGAGCCUGGAUGGCCAGCAGCCCUAAGGGGCAACCCCGUGCCUCCUGUGCACGCCACAUAGAUGGCUGCUGCCUCCACUCCCACAGGCCAGGGCCCCAGAACUGUUUCUCCCAUUCUGUGCUGUUUCUGGCCCUGCUGAGCCCUGGGAGUUAUCCAGCAACAGUAGACACUGGUUGCAGCUGGGGUACCUGGGCUUAGAAGUCUCAGCUGUUUGACUGUGACUAGGAUACUUUGUGCCCAUGGUCCCCAUGGGGCUGGCUUCUCUGUUCCUGCACCCUAGAUUAAAC